GUGCGGUCCCAAUCUACCUGGCUCUUCGCCUGUCCAGCUCAGCUCCUGCGGCUCCACCUCGUCCAGUCUGGCUAUGGGCGCGGGCUCGGUGCGGGCGCGCUACCUCGUGUACUUCCAGUAUUUGGGAACGGACUUUAACGGGGUCGCGGCCGUCCGAGGCGUCCAGCGCGCCGUCGGAGUCCAGAACUACCUGGAGGAGGCCGCAGAGCGGCUGAACUCGGUGGUGCCGGUAAAGUUCACCAUUUCCAGCCGCACGGAUGCUGGGGUCCACGCCCUAAGUAACGCGGCGCACCUGGACAUCCAGCGCCGCUCAGAUCUGCCACCCUUCUCCCCUGAGGUCCUGACGGAAGCCCUCAACACCCACCUGAAGCACCCUGCGAUCAGGGUGCUACAGGCCUUCCGUGUACCCAGCCACUUCCAUGCCCGCCAUGCAGCCAUAUCCAGGACCUACCUGUACCGCCUAGCUACCGGCUGCCCUAGGCCUGACAGGCUGCCUGUAUUUGAACGAAACCGGUGCUGGGCGCUUCAGGCAGACUGCUUGGAUGUGGCUGCCAUGCAGGAAGCCGCCCAGCACCUCCUGGGGACACAUGACUUCAGUGCCUUCCAGUCAGCUGGCAGCCCAGCCUCCAGCCCGGUGCGCACUUUGCGCCGGGCCUCUGUGUCCCCCGACCCCGCCAGCCCCUUUGUCCUCCCCGAGGAAAGCAGGCGGUUGCAGUUCUGGAGCCUGGAGUUUGAGAGCCAGUCCUUCCUGUACAAACAGGUGGGCUCCGCGGGGGUCUUCCCUGGGGGUGGGGCCUGGGGCUUGAGCAGCUGCAGCAGUGUUUGCUUUGGGUCACAGGUACGGAGAAUGACUGCUGUACUUGUAGCUGUGGGGCUGGGGGCUUUGAUGCCUGCUCAGGUGAAAGCCAUUCUGGAGAGCCAGGACCCCCUGGGGAAACACCAGAGCCGUGUGGCCCCUGCCCAUGGCUUGUUCCUGAAGUCAGUGCUCUACGAAGGCCUUGGAUGACCUGGGGUCUGUCCAUAGGUCCUACCUCCAUGCAGCCUCCUCGCAUGCCCUCAGAGACCCAGUAUAGAAGUCAUAGGUAACCCUCUGCUGCUCCGCUGCUUGACCCUGCCCUACACCGUGCAACGACCACAGCAACCCUGUACCUGCCUCAAGUCCCCACCUCACUGGGCGCUUGCCCAGGUGGGCUGCCACAGAGGAGUGGUGCAGGAGACAGGCGGAAGCAUCAGAAAGGGAGACGCCCAGACAGCCUGUGGUGGUUUUUAUUGGAGAUCAACACCCCAAGAACCCCAACCCAUCUCCUGGGAGGCCAGGAGUAGAAAUAAAAGGUGA
This is a messenger RNA of Budorcas taxicolor (takin), 1336 nucleotides long. It is a transcript of the gene PUSL1, whose product is annotated as pseudouridine synthase like 1. The record is from RefSeq and is a predicted model, not a curated record. NCBI's taxonomy places the organism in Eukaryota, Metazoa, Chordata, Mammalia, Artiodactyla, Bovidae. Gene Ontology annotation, molecular function: RNA binding; pseudouridine synthase activity. Gene Ontology annotation, biological process: tRNA pseudouridine synthesis.